Messenger RNA from Sphaerulina musiva SO2202, 762 nucleotides. RefSeq names its product PQ loop repeat protein. Gene Ontology annotation, cellular component: trans-Golgi network; endosome. The transcript has 2 exons. Gene Ontology annotation, biological process: retrograde transport, endosome to Golgi; phospholipid translocation. The record is from RefSeq and is a predicted model, not a curated record. The coding region runs from base 1 to 762 and encodes 253 amino acids. NCBI's taxonomy places the organism in Eukaryota, Fungi, Ascomycota, Dothideomycetes, Mycosphaerellales, Mycosphaerellaceae.
AUGUCAUUCUUCCGAUGGGUCGUCACUCAUUUCGCGCCCCUCUUUCUCAUUACGUCGCCCGUCACGAGCUAUGCCGACCAGAUCCUGUCGAUUAACAGGAGUCGGUCAUCAGCGGGCUUCUCGUUGGAUAUCCCACUGAUCAUGCUGACGGCUUCGAUUUUAAAAAUCUUCUUCUGGCUGGGCGAUCGCUUUGAUACAGCCCUGCUCAUUCAGGCUGGAGUAAUGGUGGUAGUGCAGACGCUGUUACUCCACGUUGCACUCAUCCAUCGUCCUCCAUUCGGAGCGCAGCAUAGCUUAAACAAACCUUUCGCGAGUAGCGGGGCUGGAGACGGCUAUGUCACCCGGCCAUUUGGAUUCUGGCAGUGGAGACAUCGAAAGCCUUAUUGGGAAUUUCUGGCCUAUUUCACAGUCGUGCUGGCGGCAUUGCAGUUAUUUGUCGGAAGCAGUUCGGCAUAUAUCGCACUUCAGGGCUAUGUCGCUUUGAGUGUCGAAGCUAUCCUGCCUAUACCGCAAAUCUUGGAAAACCAGCGAAUGCGAUCAUGCAAAGGCUUUCGUUUGAGUGUCUUGGUCAACUGGCUGUUGGGAGACGCAUUCAAGAUGACAUACUUCUUUCUGUCAGAUAACAAUGUUCCCUGGGCGUUCAAGCUGUGUGGCCUCUUUCAGGCGGGAUGCGAUUGCUAUUUGGGCGUUCAGUACUGGAUGUACGGAGAAGGAGAGGGUGUUUUAGGGGGGCUUGAAGAGAAAGAGACCCGUAUCGCUUGA